GGCGAAUAGGACUGGGGACACCAAAAGAAAGACGUAGCUUUAUCAUCAUAUAGAUGAGGGAAUGCACGAGUGGUCGACAAUGUAGCUCACGCACUCAAGUGCAGCGCUGCACUCUGCCACACCGACACACACACACACCCAACGAAAGAAGCACGAGAAUGCACAGACGCACGCACGCACACAGAUCCCGAAACAGCGAAGGGCGUUCGGUUCAAUUGGCGUAUACAAAUCGCCAAUCGUCGCAAUUUCCCGCCCGCCAUGUACGUAUGUCUGGCCGGCGCGAACAUUGUGCUGACGCAGCACAUACAUACAUGGCACACGCACCAAAAGGGAUGAAAAUUAAGUGCCCUGGUCGACUCCACCCCCGCCAGCCAGCUGCCCAAAGAAAAAUGAGAGAAACAGCCAACCCUCUCAACAACAGGAAAACCCGAAGAACCAAGGAGAGACAUUCACGUGGUGAGCCGGAGACACCCACAUACAUGGUGAUGCAUACGCUCGUGCAUUCACCGUGCAGCGUGAAAUCCUCCAGCCAGCCGUAGGCCCGCAAGAAAGAGCGGAAGGAAGCACGUUGCCCCUGCAGUGUGGGCAUACGAACAUACCAUACAUACAUCAGGGGAGACUUUGACGUACUCGUCGAAAAUGCAUUCGUGUGUCCGUCCGAGUGUUGUGUUGGUGCGUGCACCCGCACAUGAAUCAUGCAACACCCAGACAGACAGACAGACAGACAGGCCAGUGGACCGAUUCACGGAGGGAAGGACACAAAGCCAGCAGUGCGUGCAGCAUAGACAGACAGAGGGAGAGAGAGAGAGAGAGAGAGAGAGAUGGUCGAAAAUUGACCACCUUGACGCUACACAGCUUUCCCCGUGCCAUCUAUGUAUGCAGCGCCUCCCCGCCCGCCCAAAGUUACUCGGAACAGACAAACCCACAUACACAAAUCCACCGACGGGCGAGGCGAGACGAGACGAGAAAUAAGCUCUGCAGUGACAAGAUGACAGGGAUCGCACACAGACAGACAGACAGACAGGCGAGACGAGAAAUCACAGGGCAGAAAGGCAGGCGCUUGAGCACGCACUCAGCCAGCCAGUCAGUCAGUCAGUCCCGCAAAAAACACCGUACGUUCACUCACUCACUGACCCAUUCACUCAUUCAUUCAGUCGCAUGCACACACACACGUAUGUUGGUGCCAGCCCAGCCAAGCUCACUAGAAAAGGCGCUGCCUUCCUUGUUCGUUCACCCCACACCCCACAUGUACCGCACCACAUUCAGUCAGUCAGGCGGCGGUGCAUGCGGGUGAGGCCAGGACAGCCGACUUGAUGAACCCUUUCCCCUCGCUGCCCAGCGGCUCCACUUGGUAAUAUACGCAGCCGCUGGGAUGGAAGGGGCUCUUCGGCCACAGGUCGAUGGAGUGCUCGAAGCGCCUCCUCGGGUGCCCAGCCACGACCUCCAAAGUCCGCGGAUCAGACCCAGCGUACACGCGCCACUGAGCCACCUCGGUGGCACCGUUCCAGCUACAUAUACGCACGCAGAAACCAAAGCAGGUCACUCACUCCAACAGAAGGGGUCUUGCCGUGACGUGAUGUGACGUUUUCGCCUCUCUGUGUCUCUUGUCGCCUUGCCUGUAAUGCAGCCGAGGCGGCCGAUCGUCGCUCCACUGCCCCUGGUUCGUGUCAAGCACUAGGAGCGGCGGCCAGCGAGGCUCACCACGCCACUUGUGCUUGCGGGUCCGAUACGAAUUGCCGUCGUUUUCGAGCUGCAUCUCGAGCACAAUCUCUCCCUGACGAGUCACCUCCGUAUAAAAGGGGAGAGGGCCUGUCAGGUUGAGCCCUCCCCAGCCUGCACGCAAUGGAAUGGCGCAAAGACGUGUGGGGGGCCUGCCUUGUUUGUGUCUUCAUCUGCUCACCGAUGGCCAUGUUGCCGUUGCCGAGCCUCUGUGUGGAGCCCAUGAGCAUGCUGUAUCGCCCGUCGCUGUAGUUGAAGACAAGAUGGGCCGUGCGGGUGUCCUCGUCAAUGGCGAACUCCAGGGCACGCGACACCUCGGGGUCGUUCUCCAUCCCGUUAGCAAACAGCGUCAGAGUGUUGGCAUCGGAGAAGCGGACGUCGUGCCUGCAAUCAACCAGCAAGGAACGAAACGAUAAAUAUGAGUGCCAGCUGGCAAGCCGUGUGUGUGUUCCGCGUACUGGUGCGAAAUGGGAGGGUGCAGAGGCGGAUCGAAGGCGAAAUCAUUGAAGUCCGGGUGACGUCCGAACAUGCGCCACAUCACCUCACCCGUUUCUGCAUGCAUUAUGUAUGUAUCUAUGGGCGUCAUUGGAGGCGGCCAUCCUCUCGCUCACUCCCUCACGUACCUCGUGACACUUUGAUGGCACCAGAGACCCGCGGCAGAGAUAGCAGGAGAUGUCCGUCGGGCGUCCCUGAACGAAGACGAAGGAAGACAUCCAGCAAGCAACAAGGUGUGCUUGGCAAUCCGUCUCGUCUCUGUCGUUGUCGCGUGUCUGUCCAUCGGGCCCACGUACAUGACAGCGCAUUCAUGUGCCUGCACGCACGAAAGAGAAGCUCACAUCAACACAGGGGAGACGUGCUUGUCAUGAUAUCAACACACACAUUACAUCAGGUCCCAGUCUCCAUGGUGUUUUGCCUUGUCCUUGGCGGUCCAUCGCAUUAGCUCGUCGGUGGAGAAGUGGUCAAUGGACCGCCAUUCGAAGACCAUGUUGUCUUUAGCCAGCCAAGCAGACAGACAGACAAAGGAAAGCACACACACAAGCCACACGCACGCACACACACACGCUGCAUCACUCACCCGCCUGUCACCGUGUAUGUAUGACUCUUGGAGCUACCUACCCGCGGCGUCGAACUCUUGGACUAUGUGGAAUCGGAGGAAAUCGUCGACUUUGCCGUUGUGGGCCAUACCGGUCGUGUUGACUCUCUCGUGGGCGGUCAUGUAUAGCAAGUAGCCGCCAUCCGACCCGAUCUCGAAGUCGUGGGAGUCUGAUUUUUCAGUCUCGUAGCCGUACGGGGAAUACUCCUUCACCAGCUGAUAGUGCUCAUCGAAGGACUGCCGCACUGAACACACACACGUACACACACACACACACGGGCGCGUGUACAUGUGCAUCUGUAUGUAUGUGCUGUGCUGUGUGUACGUCUGGACCUCUGCCUCCAUCUUGCAUCAGUGACAGGCGUCCGCUGUCGUGUAUUGAGGGCCUCGCGUUGCAGUUCUCGAAGUAGGGUUUGUCGAGCUGGUUGCGGUGCUGCUUGUAGAAAACGAUGUCGCCCCGACUGUCCAGAAGCAACGUGUACGGGUGCCACUUCGCAUUGACUAAACCAAAAGCCGCACACACACACGCACACACACGCACACACACACGCAAAGGACAGGCGUCCACUCCCACGUCGUGUGUGUGUGUGUGUGUGCAAGCAUUUGCUUACCUUCGAGGUCAGGGUUCGUGAACAUGAUGUUUGUGGUCAUGAGAAUGUAUCCGUCGUCCACUUUGCCGGGCUUGGGUGGAACGUUCACGCGGACGUGCGGAAGGGUCGGCGGAAUGGUCCGAUAUCCGCGAUAUCUGAAGGCAACAAGGCCAUGCCAACCAAACCAAUGCAUCCGUAUCGCAUCGCAUCGCAUCGCAUCGCAUCGCGCCAGCAGCAUCAGCAGCAUCACGACGUCCUGCCUGCAUCCUGCCUACCGCCGUCGUGGGUCGAGCGACACCCCGUGCCCAUAAAGCUCUAUGGCCUUGCCGUCCUCGUACAGUGGACCAUAGGCAUGGACGUUAUCGCCACCACUCAUCGGGCGCACUAAGCCGUCAUCAUAGGAGUGAAUAGGUUGCUCCCACGGGGUCCCCGCGAGAGUGAAACCGUCCCUUGAGUAGAGUGGCUCAAAUAGCAGUUCUUCCUGCUGUAUGGACGAGACGCCGAAGGACCACUCCGCCCCCGGUAGGCUCCUUCCGUUGGUGGUGGUGAUGCCGCGGAGUACCUUUACUUCCACGCGGGCGCCCGCUACACACACACACACAGAGAGAGAGAGAGAGAGAGGGAGGAGACGUUGUGAAGACGGAGUCCUUCCCCACGCACCCGGGAGCGUCCCAUAGGGCUCGAAUAUCACCGUUUUUCCGUCCAUCGCCAGCACAAUUUUGCCGUCAUACAAAUCGCCGCUUUCGGCGUUCCUCACUGUGAUUUUGCCGGCGACCGAGUCCGCGUGCACCCUCGGCCCCCUCAAGAUGAUGCUGGUGUGGCGCGAGACCAGGUGAGCCUUUGGUCUGGGGUGGAGGUAGGUGAAGGAGGCGGGCUGAUCACCGGGCUGCCCCUGCAAGCUCCGCAGGUUGCUUUGCCUUUGCACCACCGUGACAUUGGCGGAACAUGCUGAGCGCCACACGAAGAGCAGGACAGGCAAGGUCGCUGGCCAUGGGGCUGCAGGCCCGACCAUCGGAUCCACACACAGCUGGCGGUCGACGAAUGAAGGGAGAGGAAACAGAACAGCAAGAGAGGAAGGCGUUCCCGCCGUACGCCGUGGCCGGAUUUGGCCGUUGAUGUUGGCCGGGGCCCCGCCCGGGUCGACACACAUGUGCGCCACCUGUCCUAGCCACCGAAUGGCGCUCUCCAUCGCCGUUACGACCAUCCUUUC
This is a messenger RNA of Vitrella brassicaformis, 4612 nucleotides long. NCBI's taxonomy places the organism in Eukaryota, Vitrellaceae. The record is from the annotation of a GenBank genome assembly.